This is a messenger RNA of Eremothecium cymbalariae DBVPG#7215, 1491 nucleotides long. It is a transcript of the gene ALG7, whose product is annotated as UDP-N-acetylglucosamine--dolichyl-phosphate N-acetylglucosaminephosphotransferase. The record is from RefSeq and is a predicted model, not a curated record. The transcript has a single exon. Gene Ontology annotation, cellular component: membrane. NCBI's taxonomy places the organism in Eukaryota, Fungi, Ascomycota, Saccharomycetes, Saccharomycetales, Saccharomycetaceae. The coding region runs from base 1 to 1491 and encodes 496 amino acids. Gene Ontology annotation, molecular function: UDP-N-acetylglucosamine-dolichyl-phosphate N-acetylglucosaminephosphotransferase activity. Gene Ontology annotation, biological process: protein N-linked glycosylation; dolichol-linked oligosaccharide biosynthetic process.
AUGAAUAUUUUGCAAAACCUGCUAAGGUUUUGGAGAUGUCGGCCUUUUUCAACUUUCCAAAAGAAAUAUCAAAGGUUUAAGCUGAAUUUAACACAUCAACAUCUGUUUAAAAAUACAAAGUCUGAGCGGGCAAAGAUGUCUAAGUUGUUACCCAAAAUACUGUUGAUCUUUGGUGUGGCCCUAAUAGUAUAUUCUAAAUAUACUAGUGCAUUAUACAGUUCUUUGGGGUUCGCUAUUAUUGGGUACUUGGCUACCGAUGCGUUGAUUCCACGUGUUAGUGACAGCUUUAUUAAGAUUGGUCUUUACGGCAAAGAUCUAAGCAAACCAGGGAAACCGGUGAUUGCAGAAACAAUUGGAGCUGUUUCGGCGACAGUAUAUCUAUUUGUAAUGUUCCUUUCGAUUCCGUUUGUAUUUUACAAGUACUUGGUGGUUACAUCAGGCGGCGGCAAUAGGGAUUCUGAGAUGAUGGAUAAACAACAUAUUCAUUUAGUCUUCCCUCAUGGUAGAUUGAGCGCUUAUUUAAGUGCUCUUUUGUGCCUACAUUCUACGGUGUUGCUAGGAGUAGCAGAUGAUUUGUUUGAUCUACGGUGGAGACAUAAAUUCUUUCUGCCCUCCAUUGCAGCUAUUCCGUUACUUGUUGUCUACUACGCUGAUUUCGGUGUAACAUAUGUUUUAGUUCCCAAUUUUGUUCGUGACUUAUUCCCAGCAUUGAGGAGACGGGUUCUGUUUGAUCUGGGGUGGUUCUAUUAUGUAUACAUGGCAGCGAUGGCUAUUUUUUGUCCUAAUGCAAUUAAUAUUUUAGCUGGCGUCAACGGGUUGGAGGUUCUACAGGCAAUAGUGUUGGGUGUUAUAUGUCUCUUAAACGAUGUUCUAUAUAUGUCGUUGGGUCCAGAACAAACGAAGGAGUCUCAUCUGUUCUCAAUGGUGAUGAUAAUCCCUUUUAUUGGGGUAUCUUUGGCCCUUUGGAAAUGGAAUCGUUGGCCUGCCAGGGUAUUUGUUGGAGAUACCUAUUGCUAUUUUGCCGGUAUGGUGUUCGCUGUGGUUGGAAUUCUAGGCCAUUUCUCAAAGACUAUGUUGCUUUUCUUCAUCCCACAGAUAGUCAAUUUCUUGUACAGUGUGCCGCAACUCUUUGGUUUGGUUCCUUGUCCACGUCAUCGCUUACCUAAGUUCAACGAGAAAGAUGGACUGUUGUAUACGUCUAGAGCAAAUCUGACGGAAAAACCAGCCAAACCCUUUUUUGUCACCAUUUUGAAAUAUCUAUAUCGGUUCAAGUUGAUCGAUCUUACUCUAGACAGUAAGGGGAACCCAGUCGAUUGCAGUAAUAUGACCUUAAUUAAUCUAGUUUUGGUAUGGUUUGGUCCCAUGAGGGAAGACAAACUGUGCUUUUCUAUUUGCGGAUUACAGUUCGCUGUUGGACUCUUAUGUCUCUUUGCCAGACAUGCAAUUGGAUCACUUAUUUUUGGCCAUGAUAAUCUAUGGCAUGUGGCAUAA